AUCAGAGGGAUCUGAAUAGCAGUCCAGAAGAAAUUGACUGUAAUCGUAAGCAAAUGGAUGGUACUUGGAUUUGGAUGGUGUGACCCUUAUUGGCUACUAUUACCAACAACGGCCAGAAAAUGGCAGGCACCGGGAAAUGCCUUCUUGUCACCGGCCCUCCUGGUGUCGGAAAAACCACAUUGAUCAUGAGAGUGUUGGAUAUGAUGAGGGUUUCCAACCCUAACUUAAAAAUCCAGGGUUUCUACACUCAGAUGAGGGAACGAGGACAAAGGGUUGGUUUUCAAGUGGUCACUUUGGAUGGCCGCACAAGUUUGCUUGCUUCUUCUAUUGUUUCUAGUCAAGAAUCGAUGACAUGGCCUAGUGUUGGCAAGUACAAAGUGGACAUUGCAUCCUUCGAGUCUAUAGCCUUGCCUGAGCUACAGGUCAAAGACGAUACCAAUCUUUUCAUCAUUGAUGAAGUUGGCAAGAUGGAGAUGUUUAGUCCAUCCUUUUUUCCGGCUGUCCUCAAUGUUUUGGACUCCAACGUUCCUCUUCUUGCUUCCAUUCCUAGCCCAAAAUUUGGUCGACAUCUUCCUGAAGGUAAUUCAUUAUCUGGAAUCAAACAUAAUUAUUGAGGAAUCAGAGCUCGGUUUCAUCUGUUAACUAGAUUCGUUUUCAGCCUGUAGUUGUUUCCAAUCCUGAUGCCAAUGAUAACCGUGCGUGCUGCUUAAAUUGAAAUUUAUGAAAGUGCCUUCACAUCUAUAUACUGUUUGGAACACUUUUCCAACUCUUGAGUAGUCAAUUGUGCUAUGGUCCACUUUGAUGUACUCUUGUAUUGGCUUUAUGUGUCACCCUCCUCUGUUGGCAGUCUAGAUAAGCUGCAUAGAGUUCACUAAUCUAUUUUCCUUAACAAAGUUUACUUUCUUCUUUGUUGUCUGCAGUGGCAAGGUUGAAGAACCAACCGGGAGUGAAUGUAAUCUCCCUGAGUGCGACUAACAGAGAUCCCAUGAAAGAACAUAUCUUUGAUGUUUUCUCUGGUUGGCUGCCCAAGCAAUAGGGUUUCCCAGCCUGUCAAAAGACAUCUCUUUCCCUAUCAACCUCUAAAAUGUAAUCCACUGUUUCAUUUCAAAACAUGUUUAGGCUAAAAGCACAAAGAUUUUUGGAAAAAAAAACUUACAUAAAUUAUGCAUGUUUUGUUGUC
This is a messenger RNA of Arabidopsis thaliana (thale cress), 1180 nucleotides long. RefSeq lists its product as uncharacterized. Gene Ontology annotation, molecular function: ribonucleoside triphosphate phosphatase activity. Lineage: Eukaryota; Viridiplantae; Streptophyta; Magnoliopsida; Brassicales; Brassicaceae. The coding region runs from base 120 to 614 and encodes 164 amino acids. The transcript has 5 exons. The record is from RefSeq and is marked reviewed.